AACGGCGUGGGAGCAUGGCAGCUCUGGCGGCCGCCCUCCCAAGCGGGGAUGAGUGCGCAGAGGAGGAGGAGGAUGAGCUGGAGCCGGGGCUGGAUGAGGCCGAGCCGGAACCUGACAGUGGGGCCAGGGCAGCAGGGGGACCCCGGGGUGCCGUGCUGACACGUCGGGGCAUCACUCUGCGUGUGCUGCUGCGUGACGGGCUGCUGGAAGCGGGGGCGGGGGUCCUGUCCAUCUACUACCUGGGCAAGAAGUUCGUGGGGGACCUGGGUGCGGACGGGGCCAUCACAUGGCAGGAGACGGGGCAGGUGUUCGGCUCACCCAGCGCCUGGGCCACGCACUGCAAGCGCCUGGUGAACCCUGCCAAGAAGUCGGGCUGCGGUUGGGCCUCCGUGCGCUACAAGGGGCAGCGCCUGGAUCAGUACAAGGCUGCAUGGCUGCGGCGCCACCAGCCCCACGCGCCCAGCGAUGAGGCUCUGCCCAGUGAGGGCGAGGAGGAUGAGCUGCCCGAGGAGGAAGAGGAGGAGGCUGGGGACGGCCGAACGCCUGCACCGGAGCCAGCAGCCACCAAGAGAAUGGAGGAGAAGAGCAAGAAGCUGCCGGGCCGCGGCACAGCAGAGCAGGAGCCCACCCCCCCGGUGAGGAGGCCGGAGAGCAAAAGCCGGGCGCCCGUCCGCUAUUGCAUGCUGGGCACACGAGACGCAGCCAGGAACCCACAGACCCUGGUGGAGGUGACGUCCUUCGCCGCCAUUAACAAGUUCCAGCCCUUCAACGUGGCCAUCUCCAGCAACGUCCUCCUGCUGCUGGAUUUCCACAGCCACCUGACACGCAGUGAAGUCGUGGGCUAUCUGGGAGGCCGCUGGGACACCAACACGCAGCGUAGGCAAUGGGGGACAGGGGGGAACAGCCCCUGGCGCUGCCACCCACCCCCAGUCCCCGCAGUGCUGACGGUGCUGCGCGCGUUCCCGUGCCGGAGCCGCCUGGGCGAUGCUGAGACCGCGGGUGCCGUGGAGGAGGAGAUCUGCCAGAGCCUGUUCCUGCGGGGGCUGUCGUUGGUGGGUUGGUACCACAGCCACCCCUUCGGCCCCGCGCUGCCCUCCCUGCACGACAUCGACGCGCAGAUGGAUUACCAGCUCAAACUGCAGGGCAGCGGCAACGGCUUCCAGCCCUGCCUGGCCCUCAUCUGCGGGCCCUACUAUGCUGGUAACCCCGGUGUGGAGUCCAAGAUUGCGCCUUUCUGGGUGAUGCCACCGCCUGAGCAACGGCCCAACGACUACGGCAUCCCCAUGGAUGUGGAGGUGGCCUACAUCCAGGAUGGCUUCCUCACCAAUGAUGUCCUGCAGGAGAUGAUGCUGCUGGUGGAGUUCUACAAAGGAGCCCCGGACCUGGUGAAGUUCCAGGAGCUGUGGAGCCAGGACCAGACCUACUUGGAUAAGCUGAAGGGCUCCCUGGCCUCUCGCAGCCCCAAGGACCAGAGCUUUGCCCACAUCCUGGAGCAGAUCUAUGGCCUGCUGAGGUACAGCAGCUGAGCAGGAGCUGCAACGGGAGCAGGGG
Lagopus muta (rock ptarmigan) is the source of this 1551-nucleotide messenger RNA. RefSeq names its product MPN domain containing (gene MPND). Gene Ontology annotation, molecular function: polyubiquitin modification-dependent protein binding; metallopeptidase activity. Gene Ontology annotation, biological process: double-strand break repair. The record is from RefSeq and is a predicted model, not a curated record. Gene Ontology annotation, cellular component: BRCA1-A complex; BRISC complex. Lineage: Eukaryota; Metazoa; Chordata; Aves; Galliformes; Phasianidae.